This is a messenger RNA of Penaeus indicus, 3478 nucleotides long. RefSeq names its product vesicular integral-membrane protein VIP36-like. Gene Ontology annotation, biological process: endoplasmic reticulum to Golgi vesicle-mediated transport. The coding region runs from base 145 to 1062 and encodes 305 amino acids. The record is from RefSeq and is a predicted model, not a curated record. The transcript has 7 exons. Gene Ontology annotation, molecular function: D-mannose binding. Gene Ontology annotation, cellular component: endoplasmic reticulum-Golgi intermediate compartment; endoplasmic reticulum membrane; COPII-coated ER to Golgi transport vesicle. NCBI's taxonomy places the organism in Eukaryota, Metazoa, Arthropoda, Malacostraca, Decapoda, Penaeidae.
AUCUAAAACACCUCCAUUUAAUAAAUCCCCCAACCCCCUCUAUCCUCUAGAAUCAAAAGAAUAAAUAAAUAAGAACUGAAUUAAAAAAGCUCUUUCCAGGGGCAGAGGGACUGGCGUGGCUGGCUGGCUGGUCACUCGGUCGCGAUGGAGACGAUGGCCGCCUUCCUCACCCCCUUCCUCCUGCUUUUAUCCUUCUCCCCGACCAUCUCCCCGCAGGAAUGGAACACUCAGGAUUACAUGAAGAGAGAGCACUCCCUCGUGAAGCCCUAUCAAGGAAUGGGCACUUCUAUACCAUACUGGGAUUUCCUGGGUAACACUAUGGUUACCAACAAUUAUAUUCGCUUGACCGGAGAUGUCCAGAGCGUGCGAGGAGCCGUUUGGAAUAAGAUCCCAUGUUUUGUACAGAAUUGGGAAAUGCAGAUUCAGUUCAAAGUACACGGACGGGGAAAGGAUCUGUUUGGUGAUGGCUUUGCCUUCUGGUAUGUGAAGGACCCAAUGGUUGAAGGUGAUGUUUUUGGCAGCAAGGAUUUCUUCACCGGAUUAGGGGUUAUUGCUGACACUUACAGCAACCACAAUGGCCCUCAUAAUCACGGCCACCCAUACAUUUCUGCGAUGGUGAAUAACGGUACUCUUCACUACGAUCAUGACCGAGACGGAACUCACACACAGCUCUCGGGAUGUGUGGCAAAGUUCAGGAAUUUAGAUUAUGACACUUACCUGUCAAUCAGAUAUAAGCAUGACACACUAACAGGUGAAUAUUCAGUUGAGCAUUUGACUGUUGUGGAUAAUAUUUUUCUUUUAUUUAGAAAGGAGUAUGAGAUUACAAAUAGGUAUUAUUUUUUCCUUCAGGAUAUCCUUCAAGACCGAGCCAAUGUUAUGCCGUCUGCCUCAUUUUUUGAGCCACCAAGAGACCACGUUGACGACCCCAAACCUUCCGAGUUGUCGACCUGGAAAAAGGUUCUUCUCCUCAUCUUUGGAGUGUUGGCAAUCUGCGGCUGCGUCUUCAUCGGGGGCUUGUUCUACGUCAAACAGAAAGAGCAGCAGCGGAAGCGGUUCUACUAGAAAUUGGAUUGUUUUCCUUUCGCAUAGGGGAAAAUAUUUUUAAUGAGAGUGAGAGUGACUGGGGAAAAAAUGUUUUUCACCUCUGUUAUAGAUGGAAUUCUUUUAGCUGAUUUUUAGCAUUUUUUUUUUUUCUUUUUCUUUUUCUUUCAAUCCUUCAUGAAAAAAAAAAAGUUGAAAGAAUUUGAGCGUUACCAAACAAUUUUUAAGUCGAGAACUUAGUAAUUGACAAAAGGCAUUAUCUUUUUUAUGGUUGAAUGAUAUUGUGAAAGUCUCAGUGUAAAAAGUCAGUCAUAGUUAUUCUAUUUGCAUUUUUACUCUAGUGAUUUUAAGUGAUAUAUAAUGAUGUAUAAGUGAUAUAUGGCUCAUCAUUCUGAAAAUUGUCACGAAAGUUGACAGACGCAGACAAUUUUUUUGUACGAGUUUAGGAAGUUUUGGAAUUUGUAUCAAUCCUCAGAAGAAAAAAAAGUUUGCAAAAGGUGAUUUUAUUUUUUAUUUAUUUUUUUUUUUUUGUAAAAUGCAUAAUGAAUUUGUAAUAUAAUGUAUAUUUAAUUUAUUGGUGUUAAAACAGUCAAAUUGUGUAAGUUUCUUACACUGACUUAAAUUUGACAAGAAGCAAAUUACCAAAUACUGAAGAAAUGUACUCUUUCAAAGGGCAAUUUGUCGUAAUACAAAGUUUGAUCAGCACAAUGCCAGGGUUCUUAAACAGGAACUCUGGGAGAGGAAAAAGUACCUCCCCCCCCCCCUUCUUUUUUUUCUUUCUUUCUUUUUUUUUUCCUCUCUCUUUUCUUGUGAUAAAAGUUGUCUUUUUCCUGCUCAGGAUUAAAUGAGAUUUAUACCGUACUUGGCGAUAAUGCUUCCUCAUUGUGAAUAUGUCUUACUUCCCUGAUCUUUGUGUUUUUGAAUUAAAGCCACAUUUUUUAUAAGGUUAUGGGAGAUUUAGUUAUAUUGAGUGUGUGUGUGUUUGUGUGUAAAUAUUUUAAUGAUUAUUACGAUUUUUUUUUUUUUUCUCUCUCUCUCUCUCUCUGUUAUCUUUCUGUGUCCCAUUACGUGUUUUGAGUUUUUAAGAUUCAAAGAACUGGAGUGAAUGCCUACAAAAAAAACCUGUCAUUUGCUCAUUGUAGCUAUACUACCAUACCUUGGCGUUAUUCAUGUAAUAGUUUAAUAAUUUUGACUUGUUUAGUGAGACAUCAACUUAUGAUUAUUUUUCACAAGGUCCGAUUUUUUUUUUUUGUUUUAAUCGAAGUGUUGGGGUGCAUGGUUCCUGAACGAGCAGCAAUUUAAAAAUGUAUCGAUGUCCAUUAUAUUAAGGCCAAUGAUAAUCCCUUUGUUUCAUCUCUAUAUUAUUGGUAACUGAGUUCUAGUCAGUUCAUCAUAAGGAUCACACACACGUUUUGUAAAAGAUGAUUUGGUGCAAGUUUUGGUUGCGUUUUUUGAAAAAUGUUUUUAUUUUACCAUAUUCCAUAAAAAUGAUUUUUGAGAGAAAAAUAUUUAGUAAAGCAAGCCUUCUUCAUUUUUUUUUUUUCUUUCUUGCGUUUCAGUAGUUCACUAAACAAUGCCAAAAUUAUCCGUUUGAUAAGACAGUGUAUAUUUUAAUAAAGCUGGAUUUAUUUUCCGUUUUUUCUUAACAUCAUGAUUGCCAGUAUCUGUUAUCUGUUUGUUUUCAGAUGAUUUAUAUGAAUACCCCAUGAUAUUCCAUAUUAUUGUAAGUAAAGGUGUAUGUGAAAAAUAAAAGGUAUUUUCUAGUGGAAGUUUAUUGAUGUGUGUCUCUUAACAGGAGUCUCAGGGGUGCAAGUCUUGCUGUGGAAAAUGGUAAAUUCUAUCGGAACAGUUUACGCUCGAGCUUUUUAGCUAUGGCGGUGUUUGUACCUUCGUAUUCAGAAUUUACAGAAUGUCUGGCACAGUUAGAUAAGGACUAGCUAAUUAGAAAUGAAAAAAAAAAACAGUUUUGAGAUACAUUUUGCAUUUUCUCAUAUAAAUUUGUUGGUGUAUGAAUGUAAUGUAUGUAUUUAUGCAUUUGUGUGCAUAUAUGUGAUGUAUGUGCAUAUGAUUGUGUUUGUGUUUGUUACAUAUAUAUGUAUACAUCAUUUGAAAAAUUGUCAGUAACUAUGUUGUUUUCCAACUCUAUUAUUAGAAAAUAUUUUGGGGGAGGGGGUCAAAAAGUUAUGAUUUUCUUUCCUCUUUUUAUCUUGUGCUCAUUUUUGUUUGUGCUUGUUUUUGUGAAAAUACAGAUAUUAAAAAAAUAAAAAGUUUAUGGAAAUACUAAUCCUUUGGAUUAGAAUAAUAUAAUAAUUAUCAUUUUGCACUUUUGUUUUAAUGAUUAAGUUCAUUUGUUUUUUUUGUUAUGUGGUGCGAGUGUUGGGUAAAGGAACUGAUUAAUUAUCUAUGAAUGAUUUUUUAAAUAAAUGAAAAUGUGAUA